Talaromyces marneffei is the source of this 564-nucleotide messenger RNA. RefSeq lists its product as uncharacterized. NCBI's taxonomy places the organism in Eukaryota, Fungi, Ascomycota, Eurotiomycetes, Eurotiales, Trichocomaceae. Bases 1 to 564 code for a protein of 187 amino acids. The transcript has a single exon. The record is from RefSeq and is a predicted model, not a curated record. Gene Ontology annotation, molecular function: S-(hydroxymethyl)glutathione synthase activity; zinc ion binding. Gene Ontology annotation, biological process: formaldehyde catabolic process.
AUGGGUCUCUCCUUACAUCCCCAAAUCGACAAUGGUCUAACCAAAGGCCAACCCGGCUUCCCUGGCGGCAAACUCUACUGCCACUGCCCUAGCAACAAGAUCGAAGUCACCCUUGGUUCCGACGUCCUCCACAACCACGCCUGCGGCUGCUCCAAAUGCUGGAAACCCGCCGGCUCCCUUUUCUCAGUAGUCGGCGUCAUCCCCACCGACAAAGUGUCAGUCACCGCCAACAGCGACAAAUUAACCAUCGUCGAUUCUGAGGCCGUCAUUCAGCGAAACGCCUGCUCUCAAUGCGGUGUUCACAUGUUCGGGCGUAUCCAUAAGGAGCACCCGUUCAAGGGUCUCGAUUUUGUGCAUGCUGAGCUUUCGGACACAAAGGGGUGGCAGGAACCGCAGUUUGCAGCUUUUGUGUCGAGUAUUAUUGAGCAAGGAUUCAAGCCGGAGGGGAUGGAUGAGGUGCGUGCGAAGUUUGAGAGUGUGGGAUUGAAGACGUACGAUGCUUUGAGUCCGGCAUUGAUGGAUGCUAUUGCUACUUGGACUGCGAAGAGGGCGGGGAAACUAUAG